Molecule: messenger RNA, 933 nt
Organism: Botrytis byssoidea
Lineage: Eukaryota; Fungi; Ascomycota; Leotiomycetes; Helotiales; Sclerotiniaceae
Exons: 4
Coding region: 1-933 (310 amino acids)
Source: RefSeq, a predicted model, not a curated record
AUGGUUAGAGUGGCAGUCGCAGGUGGAACUGGUGGCGUUGGUUACGCUAUUGUUGACGCUCUCAAAGCGCAAACAGAACACGAUUUCAUUGUUUUAAGUAGAACAGAAUCACCAGAGUAUGAAGCAAAGAAUAACGUAAAGGUUGUGCCGAUUGAUUACUCCGAUAUUUCACAAAUCUCAAAGGUACUCGAUGAAAAUCAUAUUCACACGGUCAUUUCGGCUUUGUGUAUAGUUUCGAAAGAACACAGCGACUCGCAACUCAACCUGGUACGAGGUGCUGCUGGCUCAAAGUCUGUGAAGCGAUUCGUACCUAGUGAGUAUGGAAGUGCUUAUGAAGAAAAACAUGCGCUAGCUCGCCCAAGCACUGCCCUCAAAGCGAUCGCCGUGACGGAGCUUGCCAAAACACACCUCGAGUAUACUUCAUUUGUCAAUGGUCUCUUUCUAGAUUAUUUAUGCAUGCCCGCUGUGCCAAGUCAUCUUGCUGCUGGGAUAAGAUUCUUCGACAUUCCCAGCAGAACCUCGGUAGGUAUUGGAUCAGGCACCGUGCCUUUGGUCAUGACCCAUACAAGAGACGUGGGCCGCUUUGUCGUUGCUAGUCUUUCCUUGCCAAAGUGGGAGAAAAGAAGUUUUAUCGUUGGGGACCGCCAAUCCUGGCAUGAUGUGAUAGAUAUAGCAGGGAAAAUCACUGGUGAAAAAUGGACAAUCACUGAUGAACCCUCUACAAUUCUUAGUGGGCAGGUCAUCGAAGCACCAGCUCAUAGGUCUGCAUACUCGGCUUCACUAAAAGAACAUGGAGAUUGGUUUGAAUCAGGAACAUUCAGUUUCGACCCCAAAGUACCGGAUUCAGUGUAUCUUAACGAAUUGUUCCCAGAAAUAAUCCCUCUUACAGUGGAAGAUUGCCUCAAAACACUGAUUAGUGCUUCCUCCAGCUAG